CUAGUGACAUAAUACAUAAUAACCCGCACCAGUCUUUUUAUCUUUGGAUUAGGCUACAAAGCGCAAAUAAUCCUCGCUAUCGAAUGACGAGUAUCUCAAAGACGAUAAUACUGAGAAUCCACUAUGUGCGAACAAACAAUCACAUACUUGGUUAAUAAUAUUUAUAUAUUUUCAUGGAUAUUAUUUCAACUGAUUGGUUUCCCGAUGAGAAUGUCUAUGACAAAGUGGGAAAUAACACCAAUCAGCGAGGCCCUGGAUGUCGGAACUCGCAUUCACUGGGAUGGAGAGACCCAAAGGGCGAUCUUUGUAGACGUGCCCAAUGGCAAUGUGUACGCCUACGAGAACAAUACCGGAGAAGUUGUAAAAGCCAAAGUCGCGAAUGAGCCAAUUGCAUUUAUGUUCCCCGUCGACGGCUCGGACACAAAAUUCAUCGCUGGAUUAAGCAAAAAGCUGGUGUUUGUUGAAUGGGAUGGCAAAAGUCCAGAAGUAUCUAAAGUAGAAAAAAUAGUAGAGGUCGAAAAGGAAAAGGAGUUCAAGGGUAACCGAUUCAAUGGAGCUAAAGUUGAUCCUUGGGGAAGGCUCUGGGCUGGUACGAUGGGACCUACAGGUGCCGAUGGAACUACAGAGAACCACAAAGGCGCACUUUACAGUUUGAAUAAAGGUGUUCUGAGGAAGCACGAGUCAAAUAUUGGAAUUUCAAAUGGAUUAGCUUGGGAUACCAAAACGAACAAGAUGUAUUAUAUCGACACACUGGUCCCUUGCGUUUUCCAGUAUGACAUAAGCAAGGAUGGAACACUAAGUAAUAAGAAAGUGGUCUUCGAUUUCAAGAAACAGAACAUAAACGGACUUCCAGACGGCCUGACAAUUGAUUCAAAUGGAAACUUAUGGGUGUGCGCUAUUCAUGGAUCCCAUUUGGUUAAAUUCAAUCCAAAUGAUGGCAAAGUCAUUGAGAAAAUCCUGUUCCCAACGCCUCAGGUACAAUCCAGGUUCUUAAAAGCUUAUCUGUAGAGACAACUGCAGAAAUUACGUGCCCAAGAAUUGUGGAGGAUGGGAGAAAAGAUAUAGUCCUAUAACGAAAAUGUGUAUGGUGUUAAAAUAUGUCGAGUAAGAAUUCAAAGACUGUUGUUCUUCGAAAGUUACAGGGUGGGAAAUAUGUAUGACUAGACAAUACGACCAAAGGCAAGGAACUAACAACAUGAAUCUUUGACUAAUGUUUUAAAGGAGAAUGACAAUUUUGAGUGCAAUACUUUUUGAUUUGUUACCUUUAGCACUUCCAGCAAAAGGUUGGUAACAAUUCAGAAAUUAUUCCAUACAUUUUGCUUUUAGGUAACGUCAGUAUCAUUCGGAGGCAAAAAUCUGGACAAACUAUUCGUAACAACAGCAAGAAUUUCUGUAAGUGGGCAAAUACCGCCACCACCUGCUGGUACUACUUACGUAGUAUACAAUGCCAGAGUACCUGGAUAUGCUGGUGACAGAUAUAAGCCAUAAAUCAUUAACUGACAUGUAAAAUAAAAUAGUACAAAUAUGAUAACCGAGCAAAUAUUCGUAUUAUAAUGAACAUUUGAAAUGCAUAUAUUUCCA
Molecule: messenger RNA, 1581 nt
Organism: Acanthoscelides obtectus
Lineage: Eukaryota; Metazoa; Arthropoda; Insecta; Coleoptera; Chrysomelidae
Source: the annotation of a GenBank genome assembly